Messenger RNA from Sardina pilchardus (European sardine), 1482 nucleotides. It is a transcript of the gene kcns3a, whose product is annotated as potassium voltage-gated channel, delayed-rectifier, subfamily S, member 3a. Gene Ontology annotation, biological process: protein homooligomerization; potassium ion transmembrane transport. Lineage: Eukaryota; Metazoa; Chordata; Actinopteri; Clupeiformes; Clupeidae. The record is from RefSeq and is a predicted model, not a curated record. The coding region runs from base 1 to 1482 and encodes 493 amino acids. Gene Ontology annotation, cellular component: membrane; voltage-gated potassium channel complex. Gene Ontology annotation, molecular function: voltage-gated potassium channel activity; protein binding. The transcript has a single exon.
AUGGUGUAUGGGCAGAUUCUUCACAGAUGGGGACCAGAAGAUGGCUUCAUCAACCUGAAUGUUGGUGGCUACAAGCAGAAGGUGUCACGCAGCCUUCUGCUCUGCUUUCCCAACACCCGCCUUGGACGUCUCCUCUUCUGCCACUCAGAAGAGGCCAUCUUGGAGCUAUGCGACGACUACGGUGUGGCCGAACGCGAGUACUAUUUCGACCGCAACCCGCGCUUCUUCCUGUACGUCCUCAACUUUUAUAACACGGGGAAGAUCCACCUGAUGGAGGAGCUGUGCGUCUUCUCCUUCAGCCAGGAGCUGGAGUACUGGGGCAUCAAAGAGCUCCACCUGGACACCUGCUGUAGCAACAAGUUCCAGGAGCAAAAGGAGUGCGUGGAGUCCGGUGACUGGGACUGCAGGAGCGACGACCAGCAGCAAAACCAGAUGGAUGGCAGCGUCGACUCCUCCAUGGAGGAGCUGUCCGCUCUGGACAAGGACAUUGAGAAGUUUGAGGGCAAAUGGUGUGCGGAACGGCGCAAGUACAUCUGGCUGCUUCUGGAGAACCCUGGGUUCUCUCGUGCCGCUAAGGUGAUUGCUGUGGCCUCUCUGAGUGUGGUGCUCACCUCCAUCGUGGCCAUGUGCGUGCACAGCAUGCCUGAGUACCAUCAGGUAGACGCCAACGACAAGGAGAUCGAAGACCCCGUGCUGGCUAUUUUCGAGAUAGUGUGCAUCAUCUGCUUCUCGUUUGAGUUCAUCAUCCGCAUGCUGGUGACCCCGUGCCUGCGCAAGUUCUGCUGCAACACGCUCAACAUCAUCGACUUUGUCUCCAUCAUCCCGUUCUACGCCACGCUGGCCUUUGACCCCGUGGAGGAGGAGAACGAGGAGCUGGAGAACGUGGGCAAGGUGGUGCAGGUGCUGCGGCUCAUGCGCAUCUUCCGCAUCCUCAAGCUGGCGCGCCACUCGGUGGGCCUGCGCUCCCUGGGCGCCACCCUGCGCCACAGCUACCACGAGGUGGGCCUCCUGCUGCUCUUCCUCUCCGUGGGCAUCUCCAUCUUCUCCGUGCUCAUCUACUUUGUGGAGAAGGAGGAGGACGAGUCGGAGCUGCAUAGCAUACCUGUGGGCUGGUGGUGGGCCACCAUCAGCAUGACCACCGUGGGCUAUGGAGACACGUAUCCUGUCACGCUCGCGGGGAAGCUGAUCGGCACUCUCUGUAUUGUCUGUGGUCUCCUGGUGGUGGCCCUUCCCAUCACCAUCAUCUUUAACAAAUUCUCAAAGUACUAUCAAAGACAGAAGGCAAUGGAUGCCAACCAAGGCAAUGAUGAGAUUAGGGUUCUUGACCCGAGCCUGCUGCACUUUCAUGUUAAUAACCUCUACUCACGAAAUGGGCAUUCUUUGGUGGGCAGCCUGUCCUCUAGGAGUAGCAUAGGCAGUGGAGACGAUGCCACAGAUGCUUCCAGCAUUCAGGAGGUGGAGACAGUUUAUCCUGCGGUAUGA